AUGGCACAUCUACCCCUAGAACUAUUCCCGGUCAUCUUCCAGAAUAUCCUAAAGCCAAGCCAACUAGCAACCUGUUGUCUCAUCAGCAAGGCCGCUUCUGCGUUCGCGGUUCCGUUACUUUAUGAUCGCAUAUUGAUCUAUGCAUGGCACAAAGGAGCGAAAAUAAGGGUGGUUCAGGUGUUCAACACCCUCGCGAAACGCCCGAAUCUGGCUCGAUAUGUCCAUUCACUGGAACUACGAGAUUUCCCAAAGGGACCCGAGAUCAGCGUAUACGGUGUAGCUGUAUUUCUUCGUGCCUUGGACAACUGCAUCAACCUUCAGCGAUGCAUCUGGACUCGGGAUGGUUCGUUAAACAACGAAAUACUCAAGAGUCUGUCCGCCCUCCCGCAGCUUCGGUCUCUAACGAUCAACGGUCAUAGUGCGCGAUUUUACGAUGCUAGGUGCUUACUGAACAUCCGUGGUUUGUGCGACAUAUGCGUGAUCAUGCCGAGCGCGGAGGUGGUGCGAGUUCUUGUGGAAUGGACGGAACUCAACGCGAGCACUCUUCGAGGUCUGGAGAUUAUAUGCAAGACCUCGCCCCUGAUCACCGAUGAACACCUUGGUUUCAUUGCUUCUAGCUGCAUCAACUUGGAAAGGUUGCGUUUGGUCGGUUGCUCCAAGGUCUCGCACGAUGGGGUGUCAAGCUUUCUGCCUUCCAAUCGUAUUCCGAUGGUCGAACUUGCCUUAGAGGGGCUUUCUCCGAACUUCAAAUGGGUAGACCUUAGCCUCAAAUCCUCCAACAACUUGACUCGCAUGCGAUCGAUAACGUUGUCAAUGGGCGGAGAAGCUGAGUCCGACUUCGGGGAAUGGGUAGAUUCCGUCGCUACAUUGCUGCACGACGCUCCGCUCGAGGAAAUGCAGAUUUAUUCCACUGGUCCACGGCUUGGUAACUCAACCGACAACGAGCUUUGGUCGCGGCUGAUUACCCCACACGCCGCUCGUCUCACACGUUUCUCCGUGCACAGGAUGCUCCUCCUGCCGAAUACCAUCGAGGAUAUCUGUAGAAGAUGCAGUCGGCUUGAGCAGCUAUUUAUAGCGGUCCCGUAUGCUAUCUUCGAUUCCCUGGGGCCUCUCUUGGCAUCUGCUAAAAGUUUGGGAACGUUGCACCUGAACUUCCCCCAGACGUUUGGUGAUCCACCACUUGUGCCCCUAGACAAGGCUGCAGCUUUGGAUGCAACACUAGAGUAUGGCAGGUUGUUAGACAUGUACGCACGGACGAUCAAGGCAAUUCGUAUGUCGAACGCUCUCUAG
Molecule: messenger RNA, 1290 nt
Organism: Pleurotus ostreatus (oyster mushroom)
Lineage: Eukaryota; Fungi; Basidiomycota; Agaricomycetes; Agaricales; Pleurotaceae
Exons: 8
Coding region: 1-1290 (429 amino acids)
Source: RefSeq, a predicted model, not a curated record